AUGUCGGGCUUCGAGGUGGCAGGAAUUGUGCUUUCCGUCCUCCCAGUCUUCAUUGAGACCUACAAAGCAUGUGGCGACCAGACCACGGCCCUCCAGAAGGCAGUGACGCCAUCCGCGAGAGACAAGGGUUUGCAAGAGUUCUACGAAGAGUUUUAUUGGGACACAUAUGAGCUGCGCAAGAAAAUUGAGAAGGUCGUGCUGAUGCUUCCUGACCUGUCCGACGAGCGGAAGCAGGAGAUCAUCGAGAGCAGGGACCUGGACAACUGGGACCAGGCUCAGGAUGUCGCAGCCGCACUUCAAGACUUCUUAAGUGAAGACGAUUAUGAAGCCUUCCAGAUGGUCGUGGGUAAAGUGCUGGAGCUACUUGCGCGUCUUAUCAAGGACGAGACGGUCCAUUUAUCGAAGUCAGAGACUGACCACCGGAAAAUGCUGCAAAAACUCAAAAAUCUGAAACAAGACAUUUCGGCCAACAAAACGUCCAGCAGCCUCUGGGAACGAUUCAAGUUCCUCAGAGAGAGACAUCGCGGGACGUAUCAAAAGAAUCUCGGAAAGUGGAACAAGAGGUUAGGUAGGGUCAUCGAUUCCGCGGGUCAAGCAGCGGAUAAGCAGAAGGCGGUCGUAUUGCAACACAAGGCAAAGUUACCAUCGUCUCACCUGCGCACCCUCUCCAAGAGACUCUUCGAUGCGCUCUGGAGGCGUUGGUCAUGCGAUUGCGAGGCUCCCCACGAGGCGAGGUUCUGCAUCGCCACUUGUGGCAGAAACGGGAACAAUAAUCUCAGCAAGACGAGCACCAACUUCGAUUUUCUCUUCUCGCAUCACCAGUCGAGAUGGUUUGAGGGCAGUGUGGUAAUCGAGUCUACCAACCUCACAACAUCACAUGACCGCGCCGAGCUUCAGAAGAUCUGCGACGCUAUCACAUCAAGAAUAAACAAUGCUAGUUACUGCAUGCAACUGCUCAUCGAAGAUUCAGAGCCGUCUCAACGGCUAUGGCGGCUCAACAUGCGAGAAGCCCAACUCCAAUAUCCAGAAGCAGUCCCUCCCAUUUCCUUCGAGACUCUGCUGAGUCAGCCUAUGCCAUCACUGAUCGAAAGGAGACGACUAGCACUCACUUUUGCCUACUCGCUGAUGCAGCUCCACGAGAGCCCCUGGCUGAGUGGCCAGUGGGACAAGAAGCGGGUGCACUUCUUUCGCAUGGCGUCUGGGGCCCCCGACCUGGAAAGGCCCUUUCUCAGCGCGUCUUUCGACCAGUUUCCCCGGGGGCCAGAACCGGUUGAUCUACGCCGUUUUCAUAGGAACUCGGGCAUCCUGAGGCUUGGUAUACUCCUGAUAGAGAUUCAUAACUGGAAACCUCUCGAGACUUGCCGAGACGACAGCGACCUGAUAGAUGGCGAGCCCACUCCGAACACCGACAUGGAGGUCGCGAGACGGGUGUUGAAGACACUCAAAGGUUAUUGCUUCGAAACCUACACGAGCGCAGUCGAGUCAUGCCUGAGUAUGCCGUGGGUCUCAUCUGUCUCUAGGGUGAGCCUGGAUGAUCCUGAGACGUGGUCUGGCAUGUAUCGUGACAUUGUUCAACCUCUGGAAAAGGAGGUUGAUCUGGGGAGCUUCAAGUUAGUGGCAUAG
Diaporthe citri is the source of this 1623-nucleotide messenger RNA. RefSeq lists its product as uncharacterized. Lineage: Eukaryota; Fungi; Ascomycota; Sordariomycetes; Diaporthales; Diaporthaceae. The transcript has 3 exons. The coding region runs from base 1 to 1623 and encodes 540 amino acids. The record is from RefSeq and is a predicted model, not a curated record.